UGUUCCACCCACAGGCUUGGCACCGAACAUUACACUUCCAUAAAUACUGUUUGCGCAUUAUCAAGCUGAUAAAAGCCAGCAUGUAUUUGUACAGAGCUUCUACUUGCUUUUCAUAGCGCAAAGCUGGUUCUUCCCCUUCCUCUUCCUUACUCUUUGUGCUUCAUCUCACGGAGAAGACAGACAUCUUGCUGACAAAUACCAGCUUCAUGGAAGACGGUGAAUUCCAGCUUUAAAGGCUUACUGGAAAAUACCACGGCACCAAUGGGCCUCCAGCACACCAAACACUCCAAAGUCAAGCAAGCUAAUAUACUGAUGUUAGGACUUGAUUCUGCAGGAAAAUCUACACUGUUGUACAAGUUCAAGUAUAACGAUGUUUUUCUAACAAUUCCAACAAUUGGCUUUAAUGUUGAUAUGAUUGAAAUCGGGAAGGAUUUUACAUUGACCUUUUGGGAUGUUGGAGGACAACAGAAAAUGAGACAGGUUUGGUGCAAUUUCCUGGAAAACGUAGAUGGACUGCUGUAUGUUGUGGACAGCUCUGAUAAGUGGCGUCUGGAAGAAUCAAAGAAAGAAUUUGAACUCAUUUUAAAGAAUGAAUUUAUAAAAAGCGUACCAGUCGUCGUGCUGGCGAAUAAGCAGGAUUUGCCCGGAGCUUUGAACGCUGAGGAAAUAACCAGGAGGUUCAAGAUGAAGAAGUACUGCAGUGACAGAAAUUGGUACGUACAGCCCUGUUGUGCUAUCACAGGAGAAGGUUUGUCAGAAGCUCUCCAAAGACUAACCACAUUUGCAAAACAAUACAGCAGAUCAAAGGAGACUUCUACAAUCUUUAAGGAAAUAGAAACACUUUGAGAAUUUCUAUCAUCAAAUUCUGGUGAACUUUAAUCAACAUAUUUUGUUGGACAGACUAAAUCUGA
Molecule: messenger RNA, 911 nt
Organism: Grus americana (Whooping crane)
Lineage: Eukaryota; Metazoa; Chordata; Aves; Gruiformes; Gruidae
Gene: ARL14
Product: ADP ribosylation factor like GTPase 14
Exons: 1
Coding region: 262-846 (194 amino acids)
Biological process (GO): intracellular protein transport; vesicle-mediated transport
Cellular component (GO): cytoplasm
Molecular function (GO): GTPase activity; GTP binding
Source: RefSeq, a predicted model, not a curated record